Trichogramma pretiosum is the source of this 2188-nucleotide messenger RNA. RefSeq lists its product as uncharacterized. The record is from RefSeq and is a predicted model, not a curated record. The coding region runs from base 507 to 959 and encodes 150 amino acids. The transcript is spliced from 3 exons. NCBI's taxonomy places the organism in Eukaryota, Metazoa, Arthropoda, Insecta, Hymenoptera, Trichogrammatidae. Gene Ontology annotation, molecular function: zinc ion binding.
GUCGUUUGCCGCCGCCGCCGCCGCUGCAAAAAGUCCCGAGCACGCGUAAUGCGCAGUUUAUAUAGCUAUUCGGCCUGUCCGACACAGCCUGCCGCCUGACUUCGUUCUUGGCUCAGUUGGCUCGGUUGGCUCGUGCCGUUGCACUCGCUCCGAGCAGAGCAGAGCUCAGUACCAUUGACUCGCGAGCAGCUAUAGCUGUCUCGAAAUUAGCGCGCCAAUUCGCAGCUCGUCUGUAUAGUUACCGAUACGCGACGAGCGUGCAACAGCAGCAGAAAAAAAAGCUCCUCACCCAGUGUCGUCCGCAGCGCUCGUUGUUGUUGGCCUUCGACGCGAUCCAUGACGAUUUUUUCUCUUCUCCUCGCCUGCAGCACACCACCAAUCAGCGAGCACCAGCAGUGGCUGCCGGAGCGAUCGAGAGGUUAUACGCUGCUUUCUUUGUUUACGUGCUCGCGGCUGACUUAUUUUACGGAACGAGCAUGCACCACCUCGUCCUCCUCGCUUGAACUAUGGCCAUCGAGAAGAGCCAAGAGCUCACCGAGGACCUCCAGCGGGACAGCGGCUCCGAGGCCAUUUUCACCGAGUCACUCGCCAGUACCCGCGAGCAUCCGGAUUACGAUCGAUACCAGCCCAAAAGCAACAAGUCCAUCCUGUUUCUCAGAGAACACACCUACCUGCGGAGAGAACCGGCCCAGCUGACCUGUCCCAACUGUCUCAGAGGAGUCGAAACGAUCGUCGAGCGACACAACAACAGCACUACGCAUCUGUCGGCCUUGCUAUUGCUGCCCGUCUGUCUCUGCGUCCUUCCCUACUGCUCCAAGGUGCUGCGUGACGCCAUACACCGAUGCCCCUCGUGCGGCAUACACCUCGGCGGCAAGUUCUCCUCGGCUCGGGAGGCCUUCGUCAUCUGCCUGCAACAGCCUGAAGACAACAUCGACCGACCGGAGGCUCGUUUCUUUUGACCUUUGCCUCCUCGGCAAAGCUUAUGCGUCUCUCCCUAUCAAUAUACCAUUGACUGUGAUCCAAUAUUCCGUCGAUUUUAUUCUUACAACUUUUUUACCGUCUUUAUUCUCUUUUAAUUCAUUUAUCUCCUUUUAUUACUCGACAUUGCUGGUCAAUGAGCCUCGGCUGUAUUUUUUUAUCAACGACACGCCCAAAUGAAUGUUUUCAAACCACGCUUUUUUCUGACUCCUACAUAUUUUACUAAAAAGCUACAAAGACUUAAAGAAAAAAAACAACAUGACGAUAUCCACGUAGCUUUUUAAAGAAAUAUUUACAACUUAUAAAUAGUGUUUGAAAACAAUCAUUUCAGCCUGGCUUAGGGAUAUAUUUAAUUAAAUUUAAUUAUAUUCGUUGUGAGUUUUUGUUUGUGAGUUGAGAAGUUUUCACUGUAGUGGAAAAUCCUGACACUAGCGUACAUUUCAAAACAUUUGCAAUUUUUUGUACAAACCGACAAAUGUUGAAUCAUUUGCACAAUAUUUGAUAGUAAGGCUGAGUGACGUUUUUGGUUCAUGUGGUGUUUUGUUCAUAUUCUAACGUUUACUUAUUAUAUUGUGCAAAGACAAUAAGAGACAAUGAAUAUAAAAAUCGAUGUAAGGAAUAACGUUUACUCAUAAGCAAAUACGAACAAUAUGAAAUCGAGAUGCACAAUGAGAUUUAUUUAUAAAUAUGUAUAAAGUAGCAAUGUUCAAAUGCACUUAAUUCAUUCGUUGGCUCGGUCAGAACACACCUGGUGCAUUUUUGGAUUUUGCCAUCACUUGUUAUGUAAUGUGAACGCAAAAAAUUCUGACAGAGUUCAAUAUCAUUAAUAUUUUCAGUACAAUAAUUUUUUUUAACUUAAGAAAUUAAAAAGCUGUGACGAUUAAGUGCGCUGUCAGCAAUUAGAAACGUGCAUUUCGUGCCACGCUAUCGUAAAAUAUUUACACGACAAUGUAAUGCCGUACAUUUCUUCAUUCAUAACAUUAAAUGCUAAGAUUUAAAGAAUAAACAACUCAAUUAAUAAAGUGCCUUCCUCAUCAGUUAUGGAUGAAUUUAAUUGCUUUUUUAGUACGCAAAAGAUGCACAAGUACUUUUUGGCGACUAACAUUAUUUUGUAAUAACUCUCAUAGCAUCAGCUACAGUAAGGAUUGCAAUAAAAAAUGUUAUUAUUCAAUGUUAAAAGAUGCUUUUUUCGAUUAAUUUUAAUUUGCUA